AUGAAGAGGCAACAAGGCAGCGCGGCUGGGAGUCCGAGAGGCAGCCCCAAAAACGUCUUGGGGGGUCACACGGGGAGUAUGGCUAAGUCAGUGCGACUCCUCGGGCCGGUGUACAUGGCACCAGCCUUACGCGUGGUGGCCCCGGUUCGCCAGCACAGCCCAGUGCGGGCUAUUCCACCUCGCCGCACUGGUAUGGCUACGGGGAGCAUUCAACCAGGUAAGGUUGGGCAGGCUCGGUGCUCCCGGCUGUCCAGUGCUGUCAGAGCCUUCAUCCUCUCCAGCGCUGCCAGAAGCAGUCUGCUGGUCAUAGCUGGCUUCUCUUUCUACCUGGGCAACGUGUUUCCUGCUGCUAUGGACUACCUGCGCUGUGCUGCAGGUUCGGAUAACACAGCACCACCGACACAGCCCGCUACCAAGGACUAUGGGCUCUCCUUCUCCAUGGCUGACGUGUGUAAGACAUUUAAGCGUGUUAACCCUCGCAAGGCUGCCGACCCAGAUGGCAUCCCUAGCCAUGGCCUCAGAGCAUGCGCAGACCAGCUGGUCAAAACUAAGGAGCUGAUCGUGAACUUCAGAAAACAGCAGAGGAAGCACCCCUAUAUCCACAUCGACAGGACCGCAUUGGAGAAGGUGGAAAUCUUCAACAAAACUAAGGAGCUGAUCGUGAACUUCAGAAAACAGCAGAGGAAGCCACCCCAUAUCCACAUCGACGGGACCACAGUGGAGAAGGUGGAAAUCUUCAAGUUCCUUGUCUUGAUUGAGGUGAUAGUAGGAAUCUCGGCUGUGUUUGGCGGUAUCAUGGCUCUCAACAUGGACGUCUUGCUCCCUGGUCCAUACCUGUCUGUCAUCUUCUUCUGGAUCUUAGUGGCUUGUUUCCCCAGUGCCAUUGCCAGCCAUGUCGUAGCAGAAUACCCCAACAAGUGUCGUGAGUUUUUAAAGGAUAUGUAUUCUGGACAGGUGGAUAUGUUGAUUGCCAUCAGCAGUGUGACCUCCCCACUGCUCUUCUCAGCCUCAGGCUUCCUCUCCUGCAGUGUGCUUAGUUUCAUUGACAUCUCCUUGAAUGAGGUGCCUAGAGCUAAGCAAUCAUAUGACAUCCUGCUGCUGAUUCUGAUGGUGUUGCUGCUGGUGCAGGCUGUUCUGACUCUGGCCACCGUAGUGCACUGUGCCUCCUACAAGAGUCAGCUCCGCAUGGGGGCUCUAGAGUGGGAUGACAGCCAGCAGCUCCCAGCUCUACACUUAGAGCUUGCUCUCUCAGCAACAAGCAUCCAACGGAACACUGGGGACUUUGACAAAGACAAGGCCUGGAAGGCGGUCGUGAUCGUGGCACACUGA
Molecule: messenger RNA, 1329 nt
Organism: Oncorhynchus masou masou (cherry salmon)
Lineage: Eukaryota; Metazoa; Chordata; Actinopteri; Salmoniformes; Salmonidae
Product: membrane protein MLC1-like
Exons: 12
Coding region: 1-1329 (442 amino acids)
Biological process (GO): regulation of response to osmotic stress
Cellular component (GO): plasma membrane; endoplasmic reticulum; cytoplasmic vesicle
Source: RefSeq, a predicted model, not a curated record